AUGAAGCAUGCGACUCCAGUCACCAUCGUAUCUCGUAACCUCUCCUUCGGUUCACCGUGCCAUGCUUCAUCUCCCGCAGUCACAACCAACCCGCUGCCGCCGCGCGGCCAUCGAGAACAACACACUCGAUCCAGGGUCCUCGCACACUUGCCCAUGGCCAGGUCUUGGAAGCUCGGAGUUUCCCGCCGGCCGUUCGGAUCAGUGUCGCCUGUGCUGGAACCCACAGCAAAGAUUUGCCCCAACGGAUCGCUGCUGAGGUGCACUGCAGUUGGACAAAAACGUCACCUCGAUGGAGGUGGCCCCGCUGCUGUCCAUGCACUGCAUGCCUAG
Heterobasidion irregulare TC 32-1 is the source of this 330-nucleotide messenger RNA. RefSeq lists its product as uncharacterized. The transcript is spliced from 2 exons. Lineage: Eukaryota; Fungi; Basidiomycota; Agaricomycetes; Russulales; Bondarzewiaceae. Bases 1 to 330 code for a protein of 109 amino acids. The record is from RefSeq and is a predicted model, not a curated record.